AUGGCAGAGUUAAGACCGAUUGUACCAAAUUUUGUAGUACAAGAAGAAGGCUCACGAAAAGUUUUAGUCUAUUUAAAUAUACCCGAAUUAAAAGUUAAACGAUCAUUUCCGAAUUUUACGAAACAGAUCCCAAUGAAUGGAGAACAAAAAAUACUGAAUUUUCAAAAUCAAUCCUUUACGUUUACAUUAAAUGUACAAACAAAAAAUAAUGAAAUAAAAAUCUAUUCAUUAUCAAUUGCACGAUUACCAGGUGAAAUUCAAUCAGAACGAUGUUCAAUUAAGUAUCAACGUGGUGGUUGUUGGAUUACAUUAAUUAAAUUAGAUCGAAUAAGUUGGAUGAAUAGAAUUUGUGAUGAUUUAUCACCUGGUUUAGAUAUUCAAGAAAAUUAUAAUCAAAAUACUGAAGUUUCUGCUCCGGUUGAAGAAAAACAAUUACGAGAUACAAAUAUGCCACCACCAUUUAGUUUAGUACCUAUUGCUCCUUCUCCUUCUUUUCAACCACCGACGACACUAAACACUCAAACAUAA
Rotaria sp. Silwood2 is the source of this 528-nucleotide messenger RNA. The record is from the annotation of a GenBank genome assembly. Lineage: Eukaryota; Metazoa; Rotifera; Eurotatoria; Philodinida; Philodinidae.